Molecule: messenger RNA, 420 nt
Organism: Penicillium atrosanguineum
Lineage: Eukaryota; Fungi; Ascomycota; Eurotiomycetes; Eurotiales; Aspergillaceae
Product: succinate dehydrogenase assembly factor 4
Exons: 1
Coding region: 1-420 (139 amino acids)
Biological process (GO): mitochondrial respiratory chain complex II assembly
Cellular component (GO): mitochondrion
Source: RefSeq, a predicted model, not a curated record
AUGGCGUCCACACUUGCUCUACGCCGCUUAUGCGCUCCCUCUUUCACAAGCCGGCUCGCUGUUCGAUCCCUCUCCAUCACCCGAGUCUUGCGCCAGGACGAGGACAAGCCUGCAUUCGCAUUCGCAUCGGGCCCAGCUCCCCCGCGCCUUCCUAAGGAAGAACAAGAAAUCUUCGAAGACCUUCAGCGCCGCUCAACUGGCGCUUUCAGCACACCUCAAGUCAACCAGUCCCCGCAAGCCGAGAUCAAGGUCAACGGCAGUGGCGAGGAGCUCCACCCAGAUACGCCGCAAGGCUUGAAGCCCGAGUUCGAAGGCGAGAAGAACCCCAAGACUGGCGAAAUUGGUGGCCCUAAGAAUGAGCCUCUGCGAUGGGGUUCUGCGGGAGAUUGGAGCUAUGGUGGCCGGGUGACCGACUUCUAA